Molecule: messenger RNA, 1477 nt
Organism: Physcomitrium patens
Lineage: Eukaryota; Viridiplantae; Streptophyta; Bryopsida; Funariales; Funariaceae
Product: transmembrane emp24 domain-containing protein p24beta2
Source: RefSeq, a predicted model, not a curated record
GUAGCGUCACCAACCGGCGCUUGACAAUUGGGCACCGUGAUGUCUUUAGGACAAUUAAUGAGGCUGGUGCCGAAUUGUGAUUAGGCGAAGCCAGGUUGACGACACCCAUUAUUUGCAGCUUAAUGAAAAGUGCACAAGGACUGCUUCAUACCCUAUAGCAGCAGCAUGUGGCAUCACGAAGCAUCAUCGAUCGGCACUUUGACACCGAAUAUGUUCCCCCUCAUAUGGCCCUCACUCUCAUAACAUUGUUCCCAUGCGGUUGACUAGCUUUUGUGCUACCUCACCUGGAUUGAGCACUGCGUUCGUGUAACAGGUGAGGUUAGAGAAAGGUAGAGCUGGUGGAACGUGGGUAAACUUUCAAAGGUGGGAGGAAGAAGAGGAACGCAUCUGUUUGUUUUUUGGGUAUUUAGGGUAAGAAAAGAAAGAGGAAAAGAGGGAGUUGAGGGGACGAGGAGAGAUUGCAGGUUGGAGGGAAUGGAGGGGAUGGGUCGUAGAAGGUGUGGGUGGUGGCGUCAAGUGCUUUUGAUAGUUGGGAUGUGGCUGGUACUGGCGAGGAGGGCGCAGGGGAUUCGUUUUGUGAUCGAUAAGAAAGAAUGCUUUCAGCACGAAGUGCCCUUCGAUGGAGAUCAUGUUCGCGUUUCUUACGUAGUUAUCAAGUCUGAGAGUUCAUGGAGCUUCGAGCACACCCCGGUUGGAUUGGAUCUGAUUGUUGAAGGGCCUGCAGGUCACCAGGUGCACAGCUCGAAAGCUCUAGUGGAAGACAAAUUCGACUUCACAGCAGCGCGCAAAGGACUGUAUAAAUUUUGCUUCUUCAACCGGAAUUCGAUGCAUGAAACCGUUGAUUUCGAUGUUCAUGUUGGCUACCACAUUUUAAAUGCAGACGAAGAACAUGUGAAGGAUGAGCAUAUUGAGCCAUUGAUGAUGCAAAUUGAGAGCCUAGAGGAAUCGCUGUACUCGAUCCAGUUUGAGCAACACUGGCUCCUCGCACAAACUGACCAGCAAGAGAUUGUUAACAAAGCAAUGAGCAGGCGAGUUGUCUACAAGGCGAUGCUCGAGGCACUAGCUUUAAUGGGAUGCAGUGUGCUUCAAGUUGUGUUGCUACGGCGGCUUUUCGAGAAAAAGCUUGGGCAGUCACGAGUUUAAAUAUAGAUUCAGCUUCCUGCUGUACAUCAAACAUUUUAGUAAAUCAUUUCCUUGUUUCAUUUCUCAUUUUACAAUUUCCCUGUGAAGCAGAACCCAUAGAGUACAAUCAGAUGAGAUGUCACAAGGGAUGUUCAUCUUUCCAUGUCUACCAGCAUGGACAAUCAAUCUGUCUUGAGUUUGUGAGAUCAUCCUGUGACAGAACUGGUUUCCAAUUUUUUGUUAAAAUAUCGAAACUUCGGACAGCUUGAGGUCUGUUGAUACGUUCAUUCGAAAUUUUUUUUCUGUUUCCUCUCAGAACAUAUGUAUAUAUAUAUACACCUACUUUUAUGCUCCA